CUGGUAUCCAGGAUGGGCUGAGGAGGAAGGCUCGGGCCAGCCCACACUGCCUGGACAUCUCUGAGCUCAUCCCUGUGAACGGGCAGCACACUCCUCCCAUUUCCAGGGAACUGGCCCGGAUGCCUUCGGUCCAGCCCUCUAGGCCCCAGAGGACACGAGAGGAUUUAGGGCAGGUGGUGAGUGCAGUGGCUCCAGCAGAUCUCAGAGAGGCUCCCAACAGCAGGUGAGAAGGCUCGGUGCCCCUCCAGCCACGCACCUGCUCUGCCCAGGGCCGCCCGCCGCCGAGCCAGCCGGGAUGUUCGGGCUCUGGAGAACCAUCAACAAUGUGCUCUUCUACCUCACCCUGGCCGUGGGCCUCGCAGGCCUGCUGGGCAACGGGCUGGUCCUCUGGCACCUGGGCCUGCACAUCAAGAAGGGCCCCUUGUCCCUGUACCUGCUCCACCUGGCGGCCGCCGACUUCCUGUUCCUCGGCUGCCAGGUGGGCCUCUCCGCGGCCCAGGCCGCCCUGGGCACCCAGGACAGCCUCUACUUUGUGGUCCCCUUCCUGGGCUUCUCCGCGGGCCUCUGGCUGCUGGCGGCCUUCAGCGCUGAGCGUUGCCUCUCCCACCUCUUCCCGGCCUGCUACCGGGGCCGCCGGCCCAGGCACACCUCCGCCGUGGUCUGCGGCCUCAUCUGGGCCCUGACGCCGCCCGCCGUGCUGCUGCCGGCCCACGCCUGCGGCCUGCUGGGGGGCCGCGCGCGCCCGGGGACCUGCCUGCGGUACCACGCGGCCAGCGUCACAUGGCUGCUGUCCCUGGUGUGCGGGGCCUGCGGGGCCGGCCUGGUGCUCUUCGUCUGGGGGGGCUGCUGCUCCCAGCGCCCGCGGCCCCAGUUUUUCGGGGUCACACUGGGCUCCGUGCUCCUGCUCCUGCUCUGCGGCCUGCCCCUGGUCUUCUGCUGGAGCCUGCGGCCGCUGCUCGGCUUCCUGCUGCCGCUCUUCCUCCCGCUGGCCACGCUGCUGGCCUGCGUCCACGGCAGCGCCAGGCCGCUCCUCCACUUCAUGGCCGGCCGCCAGCCGGGCCCCCGGCAGCCCCUGCGGGCCGUGCUCCAGCGAGCCCUGGGGGAGCAGGCCCCGCUGGAGGCCGGGGGGCUGUCCCUGCCCAUGGGCCUCCUGUAGCUGCCAGCCCCGGGCGGACCCUUCCGGGGGGACCCCGCGGCAGCCCCGGCUCAGCGGCCCAGGGGACCGCAGGCUGAGGACAGGGCCAAGGCGGUGGUCCUGACCCCUGCAGCCCCCGGAGCCUGAGGAGGUCCAGGAGCCCGGGGGUGGGGAAGGACCCAGGGGCGCCGAGCAGCGCAUCCCCAGACAGAGCCC
Messenger RNA from Mustela erminea (ermine), 1351 nucleotides. It is a transcript of the gene MRGPRG, whose product is annotated as MAS related GPR family member G. NCBI's taxonomy places the organism in Eukaryota, Metazoa, Chordata, Mammalia, Carnivora, Mustelidae. Gene Ontology annotation, molecular function: G protein-coupled receptor activity. Gene Ontology annotation, biological process: G protein-coupled receptor signaling pathway. Bases 296 to 1156 code for a protein of 286 amino acids. The transcript has 2 exons. The record is from RefSeq and is a predicted model, not a curated record. Gene Ontology annotation, cellular component: membrane.